AUGGCAGAGCAUCGCACGAUCUCUGCUGCCAUUGUAGUUGAAUCUGAUGAAGUGUCAUAUGUGCUCAAGGUAGAUGGAUACUCGAGAGCCAAGGCGCUACUCAAGAAUGGCGAGUGCAUGACUUCUACCCAUUUUGGUGUUGGCGGCCACGACUUUGUCGUGAGGUAUUACCCAAACGGUAGCCGUAAGAACUACCCCGAUUUCAUAUCUGUUUAUCUAUUUCUUGAACAUGUUGAUGCCGAAGAUGUGAAGGCGAAAUACACGUUCAGUGUGCUUGACCUGAAUGGAGAACCGGUGCCUUCAUAUAGCCUUUCAUCCAGGGGCUACCAAGACUUUGUCAAGAAAGCUGAUCUAAAGGGAUCGGCACACCUGAGAGACGAUUGUCUCACCAUCAGGUGCGAUGUCACAAUCAUGAAGGAGACCCACAUCGACGGACAAUCAAGGGUUCCUCCGAGCGACCUGCACCGGCAUCUCAGGGACCUCCUGUAUAACAGAGACGCAGCAGACCUAACCUUCCAAGUUGGCGGAAAGAUAUUCUCCGCUCAUAGGUGUGUCCUUGCUGCUCGGUCAUCCGUCUUCAAGGCGGAGCUCCUCGGGGCCAUGCAGGAGAGUUCUGCCGCUAGUCCUAUUGAAAUCUGUGACAUGGAACCUGAUGUGUUCGAAUCUUUGCUCCAUUUCAUAUACACUGACUCAGUUCCAGCAGUGCUUGAUGUGGUGAUGGCCAGCUAUCUGCUCGUAGCAGCUGACAGGUACAACAUUGGCAGGCUAAAGCUGAUAUGCGAGGAGAACUUAUGCAAUCACAUUGAUUCCAGCAUGGUGGCAACCAGUUUGGUUUUAGCCGAACAACAUGGUUUUCAUCAUCUGAAAGAAGCUUGUUUGAAAUUCCUUGCUACCCCCUCCAAUUUGGAGGCGAUGGUGGCAAAGAGUGAUGGGUAUGAGCAUCUGAAAUCCAGCUGCCCGUCUCUUCUCAAGGAGGUGAUAUCUACAAUCCUGCCCGCUGAACUGAAAUGA
Messenger RNA from Triticum aestivum (bread wheat), 1011 nucleotides. RefSeq names its product BTB/POZ and MATH domain-containing protein 3-like. Bases 1 to 1011 code for a protein of 336 amino acids. The transcript has 2 exons. The record is from RefSeq and is a predicted model, not a curated record. NCBI's taxonomy places the organism in Eukaryota, Viridiplantae, Streptophyta, Magnoliopsida, Poales, Poaceae. Gene Ontology annotation, biological process: protein ubiquitination. Gene Ontology annotation, molecular function: protein binding.